UCUCCCCCUUUCGUAAUAAAAAAAUAAAUAACACUUUUUUGAUAUUUUCAACGACUGUUAAAAAAUAAAUAAAAAAUAAAAGCUUAUAAAGAAAGAAAUAAAACACUUAUAAAGUUAUCUCUUGCUUUCCUGUUUAAAAAAUAAAAACUUAUAACGUUCUCUUUCUUUCGGGCUUAAAAAAAAUAAAUAAUUUUUUAUAUCUGCAAAAAAUUAAUAAAUAAAAUCUUAUAAAUAAAAAAUACAUACAUAUAAAAAAAGUUAUUUCGUGUUAAAAAAAUAAAUAAAAACACUUGAAAUCCACAACGCCUGUUAAAAAAUAAACAAAAUAUAAAUAAAAUAUAAGACAAAGCUAACCUCUUCCUUUUGUGUUAAAAAAAAUAAAUAAAAACAUUUAUUUCAAAUCUACAACGCGUGUUGCAAAAAUAAAUAAAAUAUUUAAAUAAAUAAAUAAAAGCUUAUAAAGUUACGUCUUUCUUUCGUGUUAAAAAAAUGAAUAACACUUUUUUGAGAUCUUCAACGUCUGUUAAAAAUUUAAAUAAUUAAAAUCUUAUAAAGUUACCUCUUGCUUUCGUGUUAAAAAAGCAAAUAACACUUUUUUGAGAUCUUCAAUGCCUGUUGAAAAAAUAAAUAAAAACAUUUAUUUAAAAUCUACAACAAAUUAAAUAUUUAAAUAAAUAAAUGAAAACCUAUCAAGUCACCUCUUCCUUUCAGUUUUAAAAAAAGCGAAUAAAUAAAAAUUUACAAAGUUACCUCCUGCUUUCGGGGUUAAAAAAAAGCACUUUUUUAUAUCUGCAAAAAAUUUAUAAAUAAAAUAAAUAAAUUAAAACUUAUGAAGUUACCUCCUCAUUUCGUGUUAAAAAAAUAAAUAAAAACAGUUUAAAUCAUAAACAUAAUAUUAUAAAUAAAAUGUAAAGGGCAAAACAAUAACACUUAGAAAGUUAACCUCUUUCUUUUGUGUUAAAAAAAAAAGAAAACACUUUUGCAAAAAGAAUGUAUAAUUAUGAAGUUACCUAUUCCUUUCAUGUUGGAAAAAUAAAAGUUUUAAAACCACCUCUUUUGUGUAAGAAAUACAUAAAAGCUUAAGAUACCUCUUCUUUUCAUGUUACAAAAUAAGCAAAUAGAAAUUCUUUGAUAUUUACACGGCCUGUUAAAAAAAUAAAAACUCAUGAAGUUACCUUUCGUAAUCCUCCUGUUUGGGAGAGGGCUACCUUUUUUGAUUAUAACGUUUGGCUAAAUCGGGAUGCCCGGGAUGAUAUUCUCCGGGUCUCAGAGAAAUAGAAUACUCCCUUGAAUGACUCCUUUUGCUAGGAGAUUCGUACAGCGGGUAGUCAUGUUCGCGACCUUGACUUCUACUUCUGCUCUUACUAAUUCUUCGAUUAGUUCUCGAUCUAGUCCGACUUCUGCUUUGCGACUACUUGAUGGCACAGAAACAUUCGAUCGAGUGAAAACAGCGGUUUUCCUCAAACUUUUGGUUAACUUUGAUGCCCGCUCCGAAAAUGGGAAGUUUCGUAAUCUUAACGGCACCUGACAGUAGCAAAAAAACCGAAGUCAACGUUUGAUACAAACUCUUUUUUUAAAUAGUUAAACACUUGCCAUCCUCUUUGGAUAUUUUUGGUGUUUAGCCUCAUUGAAUAAAAAAUAUCCUCAAAAGAAAAAAAAAGAUAUAUUUGAGAUUACUUACAAACCACAAGGGGAAUCCCGAACAAGUGGUCUUUUCAUGUCUUCUCGACAGAUCACAAAAACAAGGAACUAAUUAAAGUUUAAUGAACGGUGCAAUAGAAACAAAAAUUAAACAAUUUUCUUCUUAAACUGCUCUUCAUUCUUAUUAAAACGUUAAUCUCGAAAUUAUAUUUAACAAAAAAAAAAAAUUACUGUUGUCCUUUAAAAAUUGGAUACGUCCUUCUGUUCUUCUUGUCUUCCUUUUUCUUUUUUGCAUCUGUGCGAUCUUUGAUAGUUUCAAGAGAGCAAUUGUAGAAACAAAUUACUUUAUUAAGGUAUUACCCACAUAUUAAUUUAAAUGAAAUUAUCAACUACAAUUAACAUAAAUAAUAAUUUUCAUAUCGAAGAGUUACUUAACUAUAAUUAUUGAGUAUUGCAAAAUCUUUGCUCGCAAAACAUGAUGCUUUAUAAAGACAAAUUAUGAUUAUUACCAUUUCGAUAAUGAACGUGAGCGCUAAUUUUGGCCGAAUCGUUUAUACUUCGUUGUAACGGAGACUGAGGAGUGGUUGCAUUUACAUUAUCUCUGCGUAUCUGUCCCUUAAGUUUUCUUAAUUCGUGUUUAUCUUUCAAUAUUGGAAAUUCAUCCCUGAAAUCAAUAUCAACGAUCGAUUUGGAAAGAGCAAUGUACUCAAACUCAAAUCAACGACUUAUUAAGCAACACUAAAUAUUAAACAAAUUAAUGUGUUACUGGUACAACCCAAUACGUAGCACCUAUUUUGAUAAAAUCAAGAUUCAAUAAAAAACAGAACACAGCUAAAUAUACUAACUAGAACAGAAAACAUAACAUAUAGACACAACAAUAAUUCAAAUUCAAGGGAAUCUGAAUGGUCGUGCGGACGUUCGGAUUCAGUGGCACUAUUGUCGCUGUUGGCAUCAAAAAGUAUAGAAAUGAACGAUUGAAAUGAUUCGGUCGUUUUCGAAAUCGGUCACUGAUUGAUUCGGUCCUCGUAAAAUGAACGAUUGAAACAAGACUAGGCGAAAAUGGGUGAAUGGCCAUUUCAAUAUUGACCAGCGGAGAGAAAAUCUUUUAGCGCUCUCUUGUUCUGUGACUAAUGGGCGAAUGGUACCAGUCAAUUCGCCUAACUAUUUGAUGGAUAAAAAGUGGGAACUGGAAGUUGUUCUGUGGGCUAGCAGUCUUGCCCAACUGUAUUAGUGACACGCAUUAUUGAAUUGAAUUGAAUUGUUCUGUGGGGACGAUCGGGGUUUCAUGCUUUUUGUUUACGAGCCCAAUAAUAAGAAGAGCUGCUAUUUUUUUUUGGCGCCAAAUGCGCGACGAAAACGCGAGCAGAAUGAACGCCAAUGGGCCGACAUAAAACGCUCAGCGUUUGACGGACGUUCAAAACCCUUCAGCAUGAUUAGGAACAUCGGUAUCGUUGUUUUCUGUUCAGCGUUGCGAUUUUCCGACGGAGUUUUUGAUGCGUGUUCGGCCGGGUCCCAUUUUCACGAAGGUGUGUGGGCGCACGGAGUGUUAUCCGAAGACUGUUUGGCGGUUCACUUUGCGGAAAACGAAAAGCUCAACGCGCGCUUGGGUUCGGUCAGGGUGAGCGCCUAUCCCGACAAGGGGUACCUAUCUCUAAACAUAUCUUUCAUCGACGUGAAGUGGACCGAGGCGUUGUUAAGAUUGUCGAGGGUCGGGGACGCUGGCGAGAGCGUUUGCAGAAAGUACUCGGUUGACUUCGGGAACCCCGCCGGAGAGGCGCAGGACUCGUGCCUCGCGAUCGACCGGGCGGGGAGUUACGUGCUCGAUUUUAAGGCGGACUUUAACGCGGACACCCUGUACAAAAAGAUUACGUUCAGAACGCCGCCGGCAGCGUCAUUCGACGACCGCCUGCCGCUUGCCGAACGCGCCAUAUUUUCGAGCAUCGAUUGCAGCAGCAACUACAGGAUAGUACUCGAGAUCCAGCGCCUGCCUCGUUCCUACCGGGUGACUUACUACAAGGUCGAGGUAUUUCGUGAAAACGGCGACCGCGCGCUCCUCCUGGACGUGAGGAUGUUGCCCGCCGCCGGCGACGAACGCGUGUCUUUCGAAUACAUCACCUACAACGACGAGGGCGUUUACUUUUUCGCCGUUUCGGCGAUCGGCGACGCCUGCCCCGAGGACGCGUGUACGAAAACGGAAUCGGCACGGGUCCACGUCAAAAGAAAGUAUCCGCCCCUAGUGAUCGGGAUCGUGGGCGCGAGUUUUCUGAUCCCAUUCGUCUUGUUCGUGAUCCACGUGUGGACCAGACGAAACCGGUCCGCAGAGGAGUCGGAAGGGCGUCAUCGCGACAAAUUGUACGUGGUGUGUAGCCAGACGCCCCAAAAACAUUAUUUGGUGGUGAAAUCAUUGGAGAAGGUUCUGAAGAGCCUGACCGGCGUGCAAAUGGUGAAAGAGGUCGGGCAGGCGACUCACGUGCUGUACGUUUGCGGGGCCCACGUUCCCGAACCUGACCCGUCGGUCUACAAGUACCUGGUGACGGAAUUGUCUAGGGGCGUGGUCCUGUUGGACGUGUUCGUGGUCCUGUUUCCGUAUUCGGCGCGCGACACGCCUCCUUACCUCAAAAAUUGUCCCCGUUUCGAGCUAAUGGAGGAUUUCGGAAAGUUCGUGCAGAUUUUCAACUGCGAAGCGGAGGACGUUUCCGCGGACCCCCACUACGCCGAACUGGUCAGGAACGUGAAGAUCGCGCAGGUGCAGGCGGAACCGGCCAAGAUCUCGCUCAACAUGCCCGUCAUAAUAAUAACCGAACAAUCGGACGGGUCAGACGCGGAGGUCGACGAUGGUCUGCUGUGACCAGCAGGCCUAUCAAACGGGCCAAUUUUUUUUUAAAUGGUUGAUGAAAUCUGUCGGAAUGACGAAACAUCGCGAAAGUUCGAGUCUUCAGUGUUAGUGGGACGAAGUCUAACGUCUGUCUAAUAAACUUUAACUCUUUCAUUAUGAAAUAUUGUAACUAACAAACAACUUCAUAUCCGAAAAAGAAGAAUAUUCUAUUUACAGAUCUUAGUACAAUACAAAUCAGUUUGCGUUCUACCUUGCAUCUGCUUAUAUA
Molecule: messenger RNA, 4745 nt
Organism: Cylas formicarius (sweet potato weevil)
Lineage: Eukaryota; Metazoa; Arthropoda; Insecta; Coleoptera; Brentidae
Exons: 4
Coding region: 2927-4489 (520 amino acids)
Source: RefSeq, a predicted model, not a curated record